Molecule: messenger RNA, 1181 nt
Organism: Ochotona curzoniae (black-lipped pika)
Lineage: Eukaryota; Metazoa; Chordata; Mammalia; Lagomorpha; Ochotonidae
Gene: DTD1
Product: D-aminoacyl-tRNA deacylase 1
Exons: 6
Coding region: 48-677 (209 amino acids)
Biological process (GO): tRNA metabolic process
Cellular component (GO): cytoplasm
Molecular function (GO): D-tyrosyl-tRNA(Tyr) deacylase activity
Source: RefSeq, a predicted model, not a curated record
GCAGAGCCGCCCGCGAAGGCCGAGGCCGCACGGAGCUCGGCGCCGCCAUGAAGGCCGUGGUGCAGCGCGUCACCCGGGCCAGCGUCACAGUUGGAGGUGAGCAGAUCAGCACCAUUGGACGGGGCCUCUGUGUGCUGCUGGGAAUUUCUUUGGAAGACACACAGAAGGAACUGGAGCACAUGGUCCGAAAGAUCUUAAACCUGCGCGUGUUUGAGGAUGAGAGCGGGAAGCACUGGUCCAAGAGCGUGAUGGACAAGCAGUACGAGGUGCUGUGCGUCAGCCAGUUCACCCUGCAGUGCGUGCUCAAGGGCAACAAGCCUGACUUCCACCUUGCCAUGCCCUCAGAGCAGGCGGAGGGCUUCUACAACAGCUUCCUGGAGAAGCUGCGGAAGACAUACCGGCCGGAGCUCGUCAAAGAUGGCAAGUUUGGUGCCUACAUGCAAGUGCAGAUUCAGAACGACGGACCUGUGACCAUAGAGCUGGAAUCUCCGGCACCUGGCGCUGCCACCUCUGACCCAAAGCAGCUAUCCAAGCUUGAAAAACAGCAGCAGAGGAAAGAGAAGACCAGAGCCAAGGGACCCUCGGAAUCGAGCAAAGAAAGAAACACGCCACGAAAGGAAGACCGCAGCGCCAGUAGUGGGGCGGAGGGCGAUGUGUCCUCGGAGCGGGAGCCCUAAUUGCAGGAGCACAGGACCAGUGCACUGUCAUUGGGAGAAGUGGUUCCUGAAAAAUUCAAGAUGCUAAGUCCUAUAACUGGGGUGAGAAUCUGAACCUGAAACAUGAACAAGAAUACAGAAAUAUGAAAUUGGUACCUGAAGACACCAAAGGACCUGUUACCAUGUUCCAUUAUGACUGUGUCUCACUAGGCAGAGGUAUGCACGUGAUGGCAGGCCCAUGCCCAUCCGUGCCUCCUCCACAGGGAGGCCUAGUUGGGUCCUGCCUGUCUUUGCUUACUUUUGGAACAGGCUGGCCGUCACUUGUCAUCAAGUCCCCCGCAGAAUGUUCUGCGUACCUGUGACGGGUCUUCAGCACCUCCAUGCUGUCCCUGUUUGUUCCAACACUGGCUCAUGACCAGGGCCUGUGUCAAGUGUAAGAACAACCAUCAGUGAUAACAUAUCCUGUGAGGCCUUUGCAUCUUGUCAUUUUUCUCUCUUUUCUAAAAAUAAAUAAUAAAAGCUUAA